AUGCGAAAAUUGGAAUGGGCUAACAUGGGAGUGAAGGUUGAUGGUCGGCAGCUACACCAUUUGCGCUUUGUUGAUGACAUCGUACUGAUAACACCUAGCAUUAGCCAAGCGGAACGAAUGCUGACUGAAUUCGACGAAAUAUGUGGAUGCACUGGUCUUCAGUUGAAUUUGCAAAAGACGAUGUUCAUGCACUACGGAUGGGUCUCGGAUGCCCCAUUCACGCUCAAUGGAACGAACAUAUCCGAAUGCACCAGCUACGUUUAUCUAGGUCGGGAAUUGAACAUGAUGAACGACAUGACCCCCGAACUGGGCAAGAGGAGAAGAGCGGCUUGGUGA
Molecule: messenger RNA, 336 nt
Organism: Necator americanus (New World hookworm)
Lineage: Eukaryota; Metazoa; Nematoda; Chromadorea; Rhabditida; Ancylostomatidae
Exons: 1
Coding region: 1-336 (111 amino acids)
Source: RefSeq, a predicted model, not a curated record